AUGCGCCUUUCCGUCUGGGGCGCCUGCUUCGGAGCAGCCGCCGCCUUCCAGCUGAACGGCGUCGACAAUGACGUCGAUAUCCAGGGCAUGGAGCGCAACGGCAUCGAAGUCUUCCUCGGUGUUCCGUAUGCACAAGACACCAGUGGCAAGAACAGAUUUAAGCCGCCGGUUCCCUACCAAUACAAAACCGGCCAGGUCAUCGAUGGUACCAAGCCAGGCCCGGCGUGCCCUCAGUCGCUCGGCCAGCUCUUUGCUCCCCUUGGUCUGGAUAACAUCACCAGCACAUCCGAGGACUGCUUGAACCUCAACAUUGCGAGACCAACCGCCAAGGACCGACAAGGAAAAGGCCCUCUACCCGUGCUCGUAUGGAUCCAUGGCGGCUCCUUUUGGUGGGCAAGCAACAACGAGCCGACGACCGCCCCAGACGGCAUGAUCAAGGAGUCGGUCAAGAAUGGAUCGCCCAUUAUGCACGUCGCCAUGAACUACCGCCUGGGAUUCUUUGGCUUUGCCACGUCGCACGCGCUCAAGAAAGAAGGAAGCAUGAAUGCUGGCCUGCGUGACCAGCGCCUCGCCAUCGAGUGGGUUCGUGACAACAUUGCUGUUUUUGGCGGGGACCCGAACAGGAUCACCAUUGCUGGCCAGUCAUCGGGUGGCUUGGCCGUCGGCAUGCAGAUCAUGGCGUAUGGCGGGGAAAAGCCACUUCCGUUCCAGCAGGCCAUUGCCCAGUCGCAGUCGCUCGAGCCGGGCAUCACGGGCACUUUUACCAGAGAUGCAAUGAAGGCCGUGGUCGACAAGGUCGGAUGCAGCUCCAAGUACACGUCCAACUCUACCAGUUUCGACACCCCAGAAGCACUCGACUGCUUGCGGAAACUGGACACGGCGACCCUGUUCAAUGCCUCAGCAUCCACGUACGUUGCUGAUAUUGCCCACAACAUUGGCGAUGUCUGGCUGCCGCAGGUCGACGGUGACUUUCUGCCUGCUGCGCCCAGCCAGCUCAUCGCAGAGGGUAGAUUUGGCAAUGCAACCUUCAUUUCCGGCUGGAUGGAGGGCGAUCUGAACGUCUACACCAACACGUCCAUUUCCACGGCCAAGGAAACACACGACUUCUUCCGUGGCUAUCUCCCAUCCAUGUCCAACUCGUCGCUGACCCACCUCCUGAACCUGUACCCCGUCGAGGAAUUCGGCACCAGCGCCAACCUCACCCAGGAGUUCUACCGCGCUGCCCGCAUCUUCCGCGACAUCCUCAUGGUGUGUCCGUCGCUGCAUCUCGGCGGCGCCAUCAAGCAGGUAUACAGGCCGCCCGUGUACUUUUACAACUUCAACCAGACGAUUCUCGACGCCAUUCUCGAGAGCGUCACAGGCAUCCAGGGCUUCGGCGUCGUGCACACAUCCGAGUUUGCAUACAUUUUCGAAACUAUGCACGUGUACAAUAACUCUGGAUUCCCGCUCGACGCCACGACAUACGACUACCAGCUCGCCAUGCGCGCAAGCCGCUCCUGGAGCACCUUUGUCAACAAGGGCGUCCCCAGCCUAAACCACUACCCCUCGUUGACGUUGAUCGGGUGGAACGACGCGUAUAGCCUGCCUGGCGGACCCUAUGUACGCACAAUCGGCGGCUCAAACCCGAGCUUCAGUGCGCUAGGCAUGGUGAACUCCGCCCCGGAAAUGGCAGUGCAGAGACUGCAGGAACGAUGUCGCUUCCUGAAUAGCCCCAAUAUUAUCCGCGAGCUGCAGUUUUAG
Molecule: messenger RNA, 1740 nt
Organism: Exserohilum turcica Et28A
Lineage: Eukaryota; Fungi; Ascomycota; Dothideomycetes; Pleosporales; Pleosporaceae
Exons: 1
Coding region: 1-1740 (579 amino acids)
Source: RefSeq, a predicted model, not a curated record